This is a messenger RNA of Westerdykella ornata, 1068 nucleotides long. Its product is annotated as bola-like protein. Lineage: Eukaryota; Fungi; Ascomycota; Dothideomycetes; Pleosporales; Sporormiaceae. Bases 52 to 591 code for a protein of 179 amino acids. The record is from RefSeq and is a predicted model, not a curated record. The transcript is spliced from 3 exons.
CUCCGAAGUGGAAUCUUUCUGCAUCAAACAAACAAAUAAUCUCAGCACCUCAUGGCACCUUCUAGAGCACUUCUGCCGUUGCGCAGCGCAACUCCUUUCCAACGACGCGGACCUCCGCACCUCCACCUCCUCCCUUCCACCCCAUCCCGUAUACGCAAUAUCUGCUGCAACCGCUACCCCGCCGCCUCGUUAGCUGCUAUACACACCGAUUCCAGACUGUUCUCUCCAAAUCGCUUCAACGAUAGCGGUAGACGGCAGCAGCGACAGUUGCUCCUGCGGGGCAGUGGCACCACGGCACCCUUCUUUCUCACGAGACCAUACUCGCAGCCCGCUACUGCGCCCGAACCGCCAGACUAUUUGAACGAUGCUGAGCGCCACAUCUUCGAUAAGAUCAAGGCGGAGCUGGAGCCUGUGAAACUCGAGGUCCAGGAUAUCAGCGGCGGAUGUGGCUCCAUGUAUGCUUUGGAGAUUGAGUCGCCAAAAUUCAAAGGUCUCAGCGUCGUCAAGCAGCAUAAACUCGUCAACUCGGUAUUGGCGGAGGAGAUCAAGGGGUGGCAUGGUGUGCAGCUGCGGACGAGGCCGUCUGCGUGAUGAUGGAGGGUGAAGAACGAAAAGGAGGUUGAGGAGUUACUCACCGUUGAGGAAGGUUCUAGAUUCAGAGCGGCAGUGGGAUCUGUGGAUGGCUACUCACCGUUGAGCGAGCAAUGAGCGAGCAAGAUUUCUGGAGGCUCUGUCGUUGUUGUAUGAUAUCCUUACUGUCGGUAGCACUUGUGGAUAGCAUGGUGCGGGGUUGUGUACAAUAGGGAUUGGAUGGAGCGUAUAGAUGUUUGAUGAAGUCACGUCAUCAUCGAUAGAAUAAUAGGCAAUCCGGUGAGGGGAUCCAGGAUGGCGCUAGAUGGUGAAAAACGAUUUCGUGGUGUUUUGUGCAAGGCUUGUUGAACUGGACAUGAGAUGUCGUUACAUACUAGACGCAAUGCUCGACGCAAUAAAUCACGAGCAUCUGAUCAAAGACUGAGUCAAGGGAGCAUUGAGAACACUGGAUGUAUAAAUAGAUGAAUCGAGCAGGAU